AUAGUAUUUAUUUAUUUUUGUAUUCUACCUUUACUAGCUGCUCAGGCGGUUCUCGAUAUAGGUUACACAGUAUUAACACACAGUAUUAGUGGAUACUCCCACUAUCUCGAUAGACUAUUUUUUUUUUAG
Molecule: messenger RNA, 129 nt
Organism: Colletotrichum costaricense
Lineage: Eukaryota; Fungi; Ascomycota; Sordariomycetes; Glomerellales; Glomerellaceae
Exons: 1
Source: RefSeq, a predicted model, not a curated record